Molecule: messenger RNA, 668 nt
Organism: Saccostrea cuccullata (small rock oyster)
Lineage: Eukaryota; Metazoa; Mollusca; Bivalvia; Ostreida; Ostreidae
Product: cell death abnormality protein 1-like
Exons: 5
Coding region: 93-668 (191 amino acids)
Molecular function (GO): scavenger receptor activity
Source: RefSeq, a predicted model, not a curated record
GGUCCGGAACAUCGUCAAAAUUUGUAACUCCGGUAUUUUAAAUUAAAGUUGAAAAAAAUAGUCAUACAGAAUAAAAGGCUGUUAUUUUGGACAUGGAUUUAAGACACCUGCUUCAGGUGUUGACCUGUGUUGCGAUUAUGCUUAUGUGGUGUGAUGCAAGGAAUCAUUUUACGGACAAGUCUUGUACAAAGACUAUCAAGUUUAAAACUAAUGAAACCUAUCGUAAGUUGGUUGAAUGCCCUUACUAUGUACGGAAGUGCAAGAAAAAUUGGUUUGGACAACGAGUUUGUACCACAGAGAGAAGGAUUGGGCUGUGUUUGAAAACCUUCACGAGAUCCGCCUACAAACUUAAGGAGAUGUCUGUAUGUUGUCCCGGAUAUACAGAAACAGCCAACAACAAUUGCUCAAGAGUAUGUGACAAUGAUAAAUACGGAUUUCAAUGUCAAUAUCACUGCUCCUGCCCCGACAACGCUUCUCCGUCAUGUGACGUGAACGAUGGUAGAUGCACGUGUUUUCCUGGUUGGAAAGGAAGCGGAUGUGAUAUAGUUUGUCCGUCUGGAACUUUUGGAUUGAACUGCAAGGAGAUGUGCACAUGCGCCGAUAAUGAAUCCUGUAACCCAGCAGACGGAAGUUGUAUAACUGUGGUGCAAAGGUCAAAGGCUACUUGA